This is a messenger RNA of Aspergillus uvarum CBS 121591, 738 nucleotides long. Its product is annotated as GNAT family N-acetyltransferase. The transcript has 2 exons. Lineage: Eukaryota; Fungi; Ascomycota; Eurotiomycetes; Eurotiales; Aspergillaceae. The record is from RefSeq and is a predicted model, not a curated record. Bases 1 to 738 code for a protein of 245 amino acids. Gene Ontology annotation, molecular function: acyltransferase activity, transferring groups other than amino-acyl groups.
AUGUCGUUCACACUCACCCGCUGCACCCCCGCAGACUCCCCGCAAAUCGCCCGCGCCAUCAUGCUCGCCCGCCUGACAGACCCGCACUGGGUCUUCCUCUGGACCGACCCCAACCCAGCUCGCAUCAUCGCCGACGUCACCGCCCGCUUCCCCUUCUCCUUAGCCAGUGGUCGCGACCGCAAACGCCACCAGAUGGUUUCCUACAUCGAUGACUCCGGAGAGAAGACGGUGGUUGGGUACGCGCGGUGGAUCGUCCCGGACUCACUACUAAGCGUGGAAGACAAGACAGGGAAAGAGGGAACCUUCUGGCCUGAGGCGCAGGUCCAAGCUGUGAGCGACGAUGAUCUUCGCGAGUUCAAGAAGAACUUCGAUGCCGCUAGUGACGGGGGCCAAGUGCCGGGAAUGAAGAAAAACGGGCUGAUGGAGUUCCGGAGUCGGCCGUUGGAGGAGGCGGAUGAGGCGAUUACGCGAGGGGAGGAGUUUCUGACCCUGGACUACCUCUGCACCCACCCGGACUUCUGGCGCCGCGGCGUCGGAAGCAUGCUCGUCGCCAGCGGGCUGCAGGUCGCCGAUCGCCACGGUCUCCGCACGUAUGUCAUGUCCGAGCCCGCGGGGUUGAAGGUCUACCUGAAGCAUGGGUUUAGGGUGGUGGAGACGGUCACCACGGAUUAUUCCGAGUUCGGGGGCGAGGCGCCGCAGGUGCUAUAUUUUUUGGUUAGGGGGGUGAGGGGGGUUUAG